AUGGAGGCGAACUUCGUCGCCGAACAAAACGCCAGCGACGCCAGCGACGCCAGCGCCGCGGCGCCGGCCACGGCGGAGGUGCUCGUCGCCGGCGCGGACGGCGAACCCGUCGCCGGCGAGGUGCUCUACAGCGACGUGGGCCUCAGUUUUUGGGGCGGCGUGUGCCCAGAGUCGGGCACGGUCAUCGACGCGCGGCACCCGCUCGCGGGCCAGUGCAUCACGGGCAAGAUCCUCUGCCUGCCGAGCGGGCGCGGGUCCUGCACGGGGUCGCAGGUCGUCCUCGAGCUCGUGCUCAACGGCGUCGGGCCGACGGCGAUCCUCACGCGCGAGGUCGACGACAUCAUCGCGCUCGGCGGCGUCGUGGCCGAGGAAUUAUUGGACGCGGCCCCCUUCCGCAUCGUCGCCGUCGGUGCGGGCUUCGACGCGCUGGCGGCGCUCGCGGGAGAGGUCGCGGAGGUCGCGACCGACGGGUCCGUGGUGAGUGGUGGUGAUGAAAUCAUAGCCACAACAGCAGCCGCACCACAGGCCGUCGCCAGGUCCGCCCGCGACGAGGCGCUGUUGGCGGGCGCCCGCGGCCCCGCGGCGGCGGCGGCCAUGCGCAUCGUGCUGCGCGUGGCCGCGUUCCAGCGCGCCGAGUCGUUGGUGUCGGUGGAGCGCGCGCACAUCGACGCGUGCACCUACAUCGGGCCCGGCGGGCUGCGCUUCGCGGAGAGACUGCAUGAAAUGGGCGGCCGGUUCUGCGUGCCGACGACGACGAACGCGUGCUCCGUCGACCGCGGGCGGUGGCGGGAUUUGGACGUCCCCGACGCUCUGGGUGUUCCCGCGACGCGGCUCGCGGACUGCUACGUGGCGCUCGGCGCCGCGCCGUCCUUCACCUGCGCGCCCUACCUGCGCGACGACGCGCCGGCGCGCGGCGAGCACCUGGGCUACUCGGAGUCGAACGCGGUCGUCUACGUCAACUCCGUGUCCGGCGCGCGCUCGCAAAAGUACGCCGACUACAUGGACGGCUGCGUCGCGCUCUGCGGCCGCGCGCCGCACGCGGGCGCGCACACCGACGCGUCGAGGCGCGCGACGCUCGUGCUCGACGUCGGGGGUCUUGUCGCCGCGCUGGACCCGGCGUCGGAUUUGGACGUUUUUUUUGCGGCGCUCGGUUACGUGGUCGGCGCCAAAGCGGGCGCGCGGGUGCCCGUGGUCGUCGGUCUGGAACGCUGGCCGGCGGUCUCCUUGGACGACUGGAAGGCGUUCUCCGCGGCCUUUGGCACGACGGCGGCGGCGCCCCUGUUCCACUGCCGGGGGCAGACGCCGUGCGAGGGGCUCCAGGACGACCUCGACGGCGUCGAGACGGUCGCCCUGACGAUGGGCGACGUCGCCGCGGCCUGGGCGGACCUCGGCGGCGGCGGCGCGGGCGUUUCGGACGGCCCCGUGGACCUCGUCGCGCUCGGCAGCCCCCACUUUAGCGGCGACGAGCUCGCGCGCCUCGCGGCGCUCGUGCGAAAAGACGGCGGCGACCGGCCGACGUCGUCGGUGCUCGUCACGCUCAGCGCCGAGGUGCUCGCGUCGCGCGAGGCCGACGCCGCCGCGCUCCGCGCCUGGGGCGCGGGCUUCGUCGUGGACACGUGCUGGUGCAUGCUUAACGACCCCGUCGUGCCGCCGCCGGGCGGCGACCGCCGCGUCGUCACGAACUCCGCGAAAUACGCCCACUACGCGCCGGGCCUCGUCGGCCGCCGGCCCCACCUCGCGGGCCUCGCGGCCUGCGUCGAGGCCGCGCGCACGGGCCGCGUGCCCCGGGCCGCGCCGCACUGGCUCCCGCACCGAGCGUUCUCCACGGCGCUCCGACUUUUACGAUAA
This is a messenger RNA of Aureococcus anophagefferens, 1848 nucleotides long. RefSeq lists its product as hypothetical. The transcript has a single exon. Lineage: Eukaryota; Pelagophyceae; Pelagomonadales; Pelagomonadaceae. The coding region runs from base 1 to 1848 and encodes 615 amino acids. The record is from RefSeq and is a predicted model, not a curated record.